Molecule: messenger RNA, 1632 nt
Organism: Jatropha curcas
Lineage: Eukaryota; Viridiplantae; Streptophyta; Magnoliopsida; Malpighiales; Euphorbiaceae
Source: RefSeq, a predicted model, not a curated record
AUGCAAUUACUGCAAGGAAAAUUGCAUGGCAAAUUAAGAAUCAUCCACAGAGAUUUGAAAAGCAGUAAUAUAUUACUUGACAAAGACAUGGUUCCAAAAUCCUGAUUUUUGUAUGGCAGAAUUUCAGGGCAACGAAGUCCUGAAGCAAAUACUACAGGAUUGUUAGGAACCUAUGGUUACAUGUCUCCAGAGUAUGCUAUGGAAGGCAUUUUCUCCAUCAAAUCCGAUGUUUAUAGUUUUGGAGUUCUAAUGCUUGAAAUUAUAAGUGGUAGAAGAAAUCACAGCACUUACCAUUAUGAUCGUCCGCUCAAUCUUGUGGGUUAUGCAUGGGAGCAAUGGAAAGGAGGAAGAUGGGAACUAAUAUUAGAUCCGACGGUGAGCGAUUCAGCAUUAAACGACCAAGUUCUGAGAUGCAUUAAUGUGGCUCUGCUAUGUGUAGAACAGGAUCCUUAUGAUAGGCCAACCAUGCCAGAUCUUCCAAUGUCUAAGCAGCCUGCAUUUUAUGUGGGAACUACCACUGUAAAAACAGCAUUGCUCAAACUGAAUUCCAAGUUUCUAAUUUUUAAUCUUUCUGAAAACAAUCAAACAGAGAAAUUUCUAAAAGAACUCUUGACGUCAAAAUUUCUAAAAGAACUCUUGACGUCAGAUAGACCAAGCGAUGCAAAUGAGCUUCAAAAUAGCGGUAACAACGGCCAUAAUUUGCAACUAUAUAGCGUUGCAUCCAUAAGAGCAGCUACCGAUUCUUUCUCAUUGCAAAACAAACUCGGACAAGGUGGUUUUGGACCUGUUUACAAGGUAGAGUUAUAUAUAUAUAUAUAUAUAUAUAUUAUACUCAUUGCUAAACUACAACAUAUGAAUCUUGUGAGACUAUUAGGUUUUUGCAUCCAAGAAGAAGAGAGAUUGUUGAUUUAUGAGUACUUGCCAAAUAAAAGCCUUGACUCCUUCAUCUUUGAUCAAUCAAGAAAGCAGCUAUUGAAUUGGAGAAAGCGAUAUAAUAUCAUCGAGGGAAUAGCUGAAGGUCUAACUUACCUUCAUAAGUACUCAAGAUUAAGAAUCAUCCACAGAGAUAUUUGAAAGCGAGUAAUAUUAUUACUUGACAAAGACAUGGUUCCCAAAAUCUCUGAUUUUGGUUAUGGCAGAAUUUCAGGGCAACGGAGUCUGUGAAGCAAAAAUACUAACAGGAUUAGGAUUGUAGGAACCUAUGGUUACAUGUCUCCAGAGUAUGCUAUGGAAGGCAUUUUCUCCAUCAAAUCCGAUGUUUAUAGUUUUGGAGUUAUAACGCUUGAAAUUAUAAGUGGUAGAAGAAAUUAUGAUCGUCCGCUCAAUCUUGUGGGUUAUGCAUGGGAGCAAUGGAAAGGAGGAAGAUGGGAACUAAUAUUAGAUCCGACGGUGAGCGAUUCAGCAUUAAACGACCAAGUUCUGAGAUGCAUUAAUGUGGCUCUGCUAUGUGUAGAACAGGAUGCUUAUAAUAGGCCAACCAUGCCAGAUGUUUUAUCUAUGUUGACUAAUGACAUACAGCUUCCAAUGCCUAAGCAGCCUGCAUUUUAUGUGGGAACUACCACUGUAAAAACAGGUGAGAGUAGUACUGAAGACUUGGCUGAAAAAUUUUCAGUAAAUGAAAUUUUUCAGUAA